GAGGUAGAGUAGAGGAUGUCAUGACUACUAGAGUGCGAGCAGAGCGAGAGAGAGAAGACAGACAGACAGACAGACAGGUAGCAGGGCCAGGGAAAGAAGGACACAGAGAGGGAGAGCUUUGGCGAGCGAGAGAGAAUCAAGUCACAGAUCCGGAGCUGCGCAGCCACCAGACGCAGCAGGGCAGAGAGCUACAUAGGACAGGCUCCAACUCAGGCAUGGUUCUGGUUCUGGACCCCCUGGUGAGGAAAGAGGUCUCCAGCCCUCUGCUGAACCAUCCAAAGAGCUGGGACCCUGUGACAUCAUCAGAGCUGGAUGUGGUCCUGUCCCACCGCCAGUGCUCUGAUUCGACAUCCUCGGACCACACCCUGGCCUCCAGGCCCCGUCUCGACUCAGGAGCCUCAGAGAAGAGCCUGGGUCUGGGCUCAGCCUUCAGAACCAGGGUAGACUCAGGAGCGUCAGAAAAGAGCCUGGGUCUGGGCUCAGCCUUCAGAACCAGGGUAGACUCAGGAGCGUCAGAAAAGAGCCUGGGUCUGGGCUCAGCCUUCAGGACCAGGGUGGACUCAGGAGCAUCAGAAAAGAGCCUGGGUCUGGGCUCAGCCUUCAGGACCAGGGUGGACUCAGGAUCGUCAGACAGAAGCCAGUGUUCAGUCCACAGAGGCAGACUGGACUCUGGGGCCUCCGAGUCCCGCUUCAGACCGAGACUAGACUCUGGCACGUCAGACUCCAGCACGGAACCGCCAGCCCCUCUAGGCUCUGAGACCUCUGACAGCACAGGGCUGCUGUCACGGAAACGACGGGACUCUGGGACUUCUGACCUGAGCGUGGGUGGGUCUUCUGUUGAGCGGGGCCGUGUGGAAGAGCCAGAGGUGACCAUGAGUAGCUCCUCCUCCAGCACAGAUUCAGAGGCUGAGAGCACCAACCACCAUUCAGCCCAACCCCGCCAAGACCGCUCCACUACCAACUGUGAUCAGCCUGAUGGGGCCGUCCUAUCCAGGAAAGCCUCAGACUCCCACAGUACCCUGCUCAAUGGCAGUUCCAAGGGAAGAGGAGACAUCCAGGAACAGAAGGUCAGAGAUACUUUAUUCACUACUCUCAGCAAAGCAAGCGAUGCAGUGCCUGAAAAGGAGCCGGUUGUCUUGGCCCCGUUUGGCCGGGCUAACUCUGUGCGGGACCGUAUGCGUAAGUUCACAGAGCCCAGCCCAAGCCCCAGUGUCCCGUUCCUGAAGAGGGGCUCUCAGUCUCUAAGGAAUGGGACAGCCCCCAGUGCCCGAGUCCUAGGCAGAGCCACCGAGCUGAGUGAGGGACGAGCAGCAGCGCCAGUCAACCAAACAGCAAUGACCACAGCAGUAUCCAUCAGAUCCCUUACAGACAGGCACGGGAGACCCCAUGUAGGUUCUACAUCGUACUCUUCAUCCUCCUCCUCCUCAGAGAACCUUGUCCAAUGCCAGGGCACAAUUCAGCCAGGGGGCGUGGCCACCAAAGAUCUGCAAACCGCUGCUCCAUCCAUGAGCACUGUAGGCGGGGCGAAGCAGCCGGCUAAAAAGCUGCAGCACUCCUCGGGCAUCUCAAAGGAAGACAAGACCCUAGGGAACCAGGGAGAGGCAGACCCCGACAUGAAGACCUUCCUAACUAUCGAGAUCAAAGAUGGACACACCAUCACCACCUCCUCCUCCUCCUGCUCCUCCUCCUCUUCCUCUAGAGGCAACCUGGCCUCCAUGGCCCCACGCAUCACCACCAACUCCAUGGGACAGAGAGCAGAGUUGACCAUGGGUCUGAGAGCGACCCCCUUCAAGACCUCCUCCUCCAGCCUCACUUCUGGAUCCUCUUUCAAGAUGGAGACAGAGCCUGUGAUGGCCUCAGAGCCAGUGUUUGCAGUGGAGCCCUCGGUGCAGGUGGCAUGCUGUCAGGCCCCGGCUACUGUACCCAACGGCUCUUCUGCAGCUCGGGCCAAAGUCGAAGAACGCUCCGGAAAACUGACUGCAGAACAGCUGGCCGCCAUCGACGACGAGGAGCUCCUGGAUAAAAUGCUGGAUGAGUCCAGGGACUUUGAGGAGAGGAAGAUGAUCCGACAAGCCAUGAGAGAUCUGCGUAAGAGGAAGAGAGAGGCCGUACUGGGAUGUACACAGGAGGAAAUAGACCAGAGAGAAAAGGAGAGAGAGGUUCGUCUUGUGGAGCUUCGGCAGCAGAGAGAAGAGCGCGCUCAGAAGGGUCGUACGGGAGGAGGAGGAGCUGAAGAGGUCGUGAUGAGGAAGGUGGAGAAGUCAGCUGAUGGCUCCACCCUCAGCCAAGUCACCAAGACAAACCACUUCGCCCAGUCUGGGGAUGGCAGCAGGACAGCUCACAGCACCAUCAUGGAGGCCAGUUAUGUGAAGAAAACAGACAUGGGGACAGUUCAGUCGAAGUCCUACAGCUACUCGUCUACCUCUUCCAGCUCCGCCAGGAAAGUGGGCAGUGUGUUUGACCGUGAGGAUGACUCGGCGUCCCGUGCUGCGGAGCGCCGGCAGGCAGAGAAGCGUAAGGAGCUGAUGAGAGCCCAGAGUCUGCCCAAGACGUCCGCCGCACAGUCCCGCAAAGCCAUGAUCGAGAAGUUGGAGAAGGAGAGCGGAGGUCCAGGGAAUAAAGCGGUUGCCAAGGUGAACAUGGUCCAGCGCUCCGCUAGCUGUGUGGUGCCCAAUGCCAACUCCAUCAAGCAGAUGCUGCUGGACUGGUGCCGCGCCAAGACACGCUCAUACGAGAAUGUGGACAUCCAGAACUUCUCGUCCAGUUGGAGUGAUGGCAUGGCGUUCUGUGCCCUGGUCCAUAACUUCUUCCCAGAGGCCUUUGACUACUCCUCUCUCACCGCUGCCAACCGCAGACACAACUUUGAGGUGGCCUUCAGCACUGCAGAGGAAUGUGCCAACUGCAUGCCCCUACUGGAGGUGGAGGACAUGAUGAUCAUGGGGAGGAAGCCUGACUCCAAGUGUGUGUUCACCUACGUGCAGUCACUGGUCAACCACCUGCGCAGGCACGAGAUGAAUCUCGCCAAGGCCUUUGCCAAACUCCAGGCCACCGACUUCUGAUCUGCCCCUGAGCUCACAGUGUGUCCUCUCCCAUCACACCACUAUACUGUACCCCUCCUGUCCUCCUGAGCCCUGUCCCUCAACACCACCCCUGUCCCAACAGGCUGACAGCAGCCCAGACUCUGAGUGAGGGGUGUUACUGAUUUGCACAUCUCUGAUGGCCAACGACAGAAGAGUGUUUGUGUAGGAGUGUCUAUCUCUGAUGAUUAUCUUUGUUGACAGUGGUGGCAUGUCAGACAGAAAUUCCCCUCCUCUGGACACACAUUUGUUCAGGCUGUGCGAACCUUCCCAAAGGAAAACUCCAACGUUUUCAUUAUAGAGAAUCUUUUUAAGCUUUAAUUGAUACGUUAUACUGAAAUGUAGUUGUAGUCCAUCAGUAGGCAAUUCUAUUCAUGCUUUGGAAGUCCUAGGUUUAUGGCACCAACAAAACCCUGCAUGAAAUGAACAUGAGAAAAAUAUGCAUUUUAUUGUACUCACUCACCUUAAUGCCUACAUUUUUUUUUCUGUGAUAAUUGUAAGAUGUUACUCAAGCUGUUGGUGAUGAUGAAGAAAAAUAAUAUGCAUCUGUUUUAUAUUCCUUCAGUCCCCACUCUGGUUCUGUUUAAGGUGUUAACAAAUCUGCUUGCUUUUUAAAACACAUCUACUUGAAUUGUUUUAAAUAGUCCUUAUUAUUCCUAUUUUGUUGUUAAUAAUUAUCAUUAUUACUAUUUAAGUUUAUUCAUAAGCACUGGUAUGGAGGGAUGUUAUUCAGUCAUUGUGUUAUAUAGUAGUUAGCAUUAUGACAUUGGUGGAUCUGUUUGUACAGCCCUAUGCUGGGUAAGAACCAUAUCUGAAUCUACAAAACCAGAUGACGUUAAAGCCAGACUAGGUUGUAAUAGCCUUUUUCUAAUACUGAAAUGUUAUGAAAGUAGUUGUGUAACUAUAAUUAAUUGUGUAUUUACACCACUCAUAUUUACAUAAUUUUGGUCAGAGUGGAGAAACACCCGUGUUGAAAAGUAGGUUCCCAAGUGCUUCUCAAACAGGUAAAAUCACACAUUGGUGUUGUUUCUAGAUUAUCAUGUCUUUAUUUCAGCUUUUCUCCCUGUCCUUACCUCAGUUUGUUACAUUGGGUCAUCAAAAGAAUCAGCAUAGGGUUGUCACAUUCAUGUUUGAGAUGCCAGCAAGAAUAAGGCUGUGACCUCAACGAUUUCCCUUCAAAAUAAAAGUCCAGCAAUGAAGAUGGUAGAAAAAUAAUACAAAUGGUCGAACCUCGUAACAUUUUAUUAGGACAUUUUCUUUCCUAAUAACAUUUUUUUAUUUUGUUUAACAAUAUUAAAAAAAAAAAAAGGAAAAUAGUUUCCCAACGCCCAUACGAUCAGACUGAGCAUUCCAAUGGCCAAAAUAGGCGCAGGGAAAUAAAUUAUAAAAAAUGUUUUUGAGUUAUUUUCUUUAAAUAAACACACAGACUGAUUUAUUAGACAGAGUAAUGAUUUAAAAAUACAAUUAAAAAGACUGCAUGGGGGCUUUAAGGGCCACAAAAUUAGCAGCGAUAACUGGGGUGUAAACUCUGUGGAUUUGGAAACUAGAAGUGCUCUUGAGUAGAAUGGACACCCCUUUUACUGCGGCACAAUGUACAGAACAUUUUGUACAGUCCAAUAAAUUAUAGAACAUACACAAAAAAACAUUGUUGACCAUUUACGCCUGAAAAAAAAGACAUAUCAUAGAAAUAAUUAAAAUAAUUAUUUGUUUGAUAAUGUAUAAAAUAUAUUGAUAAUUGUGCACAUUUUCCAUAAUUUUCUCCCUAAUUAUUAAUAUACAAAGUAUACAGGACAGGACUCAAAAUCCGUGACCUGGAAGUGCUUAGUUAUUUUUGCCAGCUUCACAAUGGUAUCACAUUCACACUGCCAGCACCAUAUGCUUUGAAGUUUUGUUUCAUGAGUGUUUCUUUUCUAUGAAUCAAACCUAUAGCCAGAACAAAGUUUAUGGUAAUGUAAUUAUUUGAUUGAAUAUGAAAGGUUUGUUGGCGAGGCCAACUUCUCUUCUCUACAUCCUUUGGCCCAAUGAAGGCUGGCUUUCAGCUCAGUUGAUUCUAUGACCGAUGAACAGGAGAGUAUUACUGAUAAAGGCUAAAUGUACUUUAUUUCCAAUGUAUAUUUUCUGAACUUAAGUGAAGAAAAAAWAUAUAUAUAUUCCAUUAUAUAUUAUGAUUUAUUUAUCAAGAAUUGUAAUACUUUUCAGUUAGAUUUAGAACUGGUUUUGAUGUAAUUAACURCUUUGUUAUCUGUAAUUGAGACUUGAGAAAGUUACACUUUUUCGAUAUUCCGCUCCUGCCAAUUUGGCAACCAGAGAGAGCUUUCUCAAACUA
Messenger RNA from Salvelinus sp. IW2-2015, 5403 nucleotides. The record is from RefSeq and is a predicted model, not a curated record. NCBI's taxonomy places the organism in Eukaryota, Metazoa, Chordata, Actinopteri, Salmoniformes, Salmonidae.